AUGGAUACAAUGAUGUCAACAAUGGAAGAAAUGUUAAAACCUGUAGAGAUGAAAGCAGGAUAUGAAAAUAUCAGGAAGAUAAGAAAUGAAGGUAUUGUAAUAAUUUGCACAAGCAAGGAAGAAAUUCAGAAAUUAGAUACAGAAAUCAAGGCAAAAAUGGGCGAUGAAUAUGUGCUAAAGAUUCCAAAAUUGAAGAAUCCAAAGCUGAGAGUUUAUGAAAUAGAAGAGGAGAAGUUGCAGCCUCCAAUUGCUGUGUUUAUUGCGCCACCAGUUAAGCAAGAAACAUCAUGUACUCACGAAGAAGAGGAUCCUCUUGCAUCCUGUUGUGAUGGUGCUUCUGUUGCUACAAUUAAACAAGAGAUCACUGAAUAUUACCGAGGAAUACAUUGAAAUAGACUUAUAAAGAUGGCAGGAUGGCGAUUUUUACCGAAGACGCUGAAAAUUUGAAAAUCGCUGAAGUUCAACAUUUUUAUCCAUCUCUUCUACAUUGUUACAAGAGAUACAAAUCUUGUUCUUCAAAUGAAAUUUGUGCUCCACAAAUAGUUCU
Messenger RNA from Gryllus bimaculatus (two-spotted cricket), 547 nucleotides. Lineage: Eukaryota; Metazoa; Arthropoda; Insecta; Orthoptera; Gryllidae. The record is from the annotation of a GenBank genome assembly.